Molecule: messenger RNA, 3794 nt
Organism: Theobroma cacao (cacao)
Lineage: Eukaryota; Viridiplantae; Streptophyta; Magnoliopsida; Malvales; Malvaceae
Gene: TERT
Product: telomerase reverse transcriptase
Biological process (GO): telomere maintenance via telomerase
Cellular component (GO): telomerase catalytic core complex
Molecular function (GO): telomeric repeat DNA binding; telomerase activity; telomerase RNA binding
Source: RefSeq, a predicted model, not a curated record
UCCAGACUCAACAGAAGAAAUGGCGAGGAAGAAGAAACGAAGCUGGAAGGUACCAAAGAUUUUAUGGAGGAUCUUCAAUGAGAAAGCAAGGAGCCUUGCCACCACUAUUACUUGUAUAAUCCCUCCUCCUCCUUCUCAGCCUUUUCCAAUUCCUUGCCGUUGCGAAGGCCGUUCUUGUCUUCAAUGCCGUGAAGAUCCCAUUUCUUUUCUCCUUCGACCCGAUGACCCUUUGGAUUAUAAGAAGCUUCUCCACGAUUGCUUUGUCGUCGUUAAUGACGAUGCUCCUUUCCUUGAGUUUAAUCCUGGUCGACAUUGGUCUCAAAAGCAGAUUGUGGGAAGGGUUAUUGAGAUGAUGUUAUUUCAAAGACCCAAGCCUUGUAAUUUAAUAUGCACUGGUUACAACAAGCUUACAAGAUCAAGCAUGAUUGUAGAGCUUUUGACUUCUUCAGCUUGGGAUAUUCUCCUUGAAAGGGUUGGGGAUGAGUGCAUGGUUUAUCUACUAUGGCAUACAUCAAUAUUUUUGCCCCUUUCUCACAAGAAACACCUUCAAGUUGCAGGUUCUCCUAUCAAUAAGUUAUGCAAGAAGUCGUCGAACAAUGAAACAAAACCCAAAUCUGGAGCCGGAAAGAAAAGGAAGGGAACUGAUAAUAGCAUUUCAGUGACAAAGAGGCAGCAAUGUAGUUCCCUUUCCAGUUAUGACAUUUAUUGUGCUGGUUCCAGAAUUCAAGAAGCUGUUGCUAAGUCUUCAAAUGGAGAGCUUCAAAGAAGCUCAAGUCAGACUGCAGAAAAGCAUAAAAAGUUUUAUAGACCUUUUGAUUGGAAACGCCAGAAGAGGCACAGACAACUAAAUAUUCCAGAGUGCAGACAUGAGACCAUCUCCAGAGCCAUUUUUUCUGAUGAAAGUUGCUUACCUGGGAAUCUCAAGUCCCCCUCCAACGUGAGUCAGAUGCCAGUUCAAUGUUCUUGUUAUUUGAUGCUGAAAGCUCCCCAAUUAUUCUCCCAUUGGAAUGAGAUUAACAGGAAAUCUAUGUUCUAUAAUUUGGAAUGUUCUUCAUCUGUUCUUCCACAAGAACAUUUACUAAAUACCUUAGUGCCAAAUUUUUCAAGCUCAAAGCAUCUCAUGGAGAAUAUAUUUUGUUUGUCUGAUGCAAAUGUAAGUGGUCAAUCAACGCCAUGCUCCCAUGACAGUGACUUUUGUCUCGUUGGAUCUUCUUGCCUGUAUCACUCCUUUCUUAAGUUGCUGAAGAUGCUUAUACGCAGAAGUAGACGUUGCAAGUCUUCGAAAUUGUUGGAGAAGUAUUGUCCACUAUCAUCUUUCAAUCAAAAGGCUAUGGGAAAAUCAAGCACAAUAGUUGAGAGCAAUGUAUUGGACAAAAGAGUGCUCAAGGAAUCUCAUGGUGUUGGUGCCAAAGAAUACAACAAAAUUCUGGAAGCUGAUAAUGCGCGGCUUGAGUCGACCAAGCCUUAUUGCUUACAAAGUCAGGUAGGGGCAUUUAUAUGGGCUGUUUGUAGAAGUAUAGUUCCUCCAGAUUUGCUGGGAACUCCUUUUAACUGGAGAAUACUAAGGAGAAAUAUUUUCAAAUUUAUUCGGCUGCGAAGAUUUGAGAAGUUCUCUAUGAAGCAGUGCAUGCAUCAGUUAAAAUGCUCUGAUUUCCCCUUUUUAUCGAAUAACCAUACUUCAUGCUGCUUGAAUGGACAGGUGCCAAAGAAUGGCACAGGGCAGAAGAAAUUCAGUGAAGCAAGUUUUAGUAUACAUGAUAUUAAGCAUAAACUAUUUGUCAACUGGAUUUUUUGGUUCUUUUCUUCUCUAGUGGUGCCAUUGGUGCAAGCCAACUUCUAUGUCACUGAAAGUGAGCAUGGGAAACAAGAUGUUUUUUAUUAUCGAAAGCCAGUUUGGGAGAAGUUGACAGAUCAUGCCAUCACUUGCUUGAAAGAUCGGAGCUAUCUUGAAUUGGAUGAGGCUGCUGUUAGAGAAAUAAUAGACAAAAGACCAUUUGGUUUCUCAAGGUUGAGGCUUUGUCCAAAACAAAAUGGAGUAAGAAUGCUGGCAAAUCUUAAAGCAUCCUCAAGAAUGAUGGAAGGAGGAUCCUGUUCAAAACAUAAAUGUUCUUGGAUGCACAGAAGUUUAAAAGCAUGUUCUAGUAAAGUUAAGUCCAAACGCUUUAAAUCUGUUAACUCUGUUCUUCGUGGUACACAUGCCGUUCUAAAAGGUUUGCUGUUGAAAGAACCAGAGAAGUUGGGGUCAUCGGUUUUUGAUUAUAAUGAUGUCUAUAGAAAGUUAUGUCCAUUUCUAACCACUCUAAAGAAUGUAUCAACAACUGUGCCUGGUCUAUUUGUUGUGGUUGCUGAUGUUUCAAAGGCAUUUGAUUCUAUUGAUCAGGAUAAGCUGCUUAGCAUAAUGGAAGAUGUCAUAAUGAAAGAUGAAUAUCAUUUACAGCAAAUUCGUCAAGUUGGCUGUUCAAGCAGAUGUUUAUGGGAUUAUGAGAAUCUCAUUUUGGUUGAUGAGACUGUCAACACGGGUUCAAAGUUAAUGUCUUCUGUCCCAGUUCGCUCAUUGUCUAGCAUUCUUGUUAAUCAGGGGUGCAGCAGGCUUCUUAAAAAGGAAGAGCUGUUUUCUAACCUAUAUGAGCAUGUAAAGCGUAAUGUGCUUCAAUUGGAUAAGAAGUUUUACUUGCAAGGAAUGGGGAUACCUCAAGGAAGUGUGCUGUCAUCUCUGCUUUGCUCAUUAUAUUAUGGGUAUAUGGAAAAGCAUGAGAUCUUCCCAUAUCUUGAGAAAACUUUUGAACCUGCUGCUGAAGAUUUAUCCGCAAGACAUGUUUUUUCUGAUGCCUCAGAUGCUCGGAAUUCCAGUGAGGAUGCAGUUAUCUUUCCCCCUACUUAUUUGCUUCUAAGAUUUAUUGAUGAUUUUCUUUUCAUAUCAACUUCGAAAGAGCAAGCUAGUGGUUUCUUGUCCAUGUUGCGUCAAGGAUUUCCAGAUUAUAACUGCUACAUGAAUGAGGAAAAAUUCUGUCUAAAUUUUGACAUCGAACAUCAAGCUGGGCUUUUAUCAAAUAGGAUUUAUGUGGUUGAUGAUGGAACUUCAUUUCUUCGAUGGAGUGGUUUGCUCAUAAACUGUUGCUCUUUAGAAAUUCAGGGUGAUUAUACAAGGUAUUUGGACAACCACUUAAGUUCCACUCUUACUAUUCGCUGGCAAGGUAAACCGGGUAAUUAUCUAAAAAAGAAGCUGUGCGGCUUCAUGAGACCUAGGUGCCAUCCCCUAUUCUUUGAUUUAAAUAUCAAUUCCGCAUCUGUUGUCAGAUUGAACAUCUAUCAAGCUUUUCUGUUGUCUGCAAUGAAGUUCCAUCGUUAUGUCUCUGAAAUAUCAGACAUUUUCAAACCUUUUAGAAGAUAUUGUUUGAUAAUCAUUGAAAGAUCCUUCAGGUAUAUGCAGAGGCUGAUAGGCAAAAGAAUGGGUUCUAUUCGUCUGGGUUCAGGCUUGUCUCCUGUUCUGAAACUGAUGAAGGAAGAAGUUGUAUGGCUUGGAUUAAAUGCGUAUAUCGAGGUAUUAAAGAGGAAACAGUCAAGGCAUAGGGCGUUGCUGUCUAUGCUAAGGUGUAAGUAUUUUGCUCAUAGAAUUACAGGGAAUGAGUCAUCUGAAUUAAGAUAUGCAGUUAAAAGAUCACAUUCCUCUUCCUUAUGGAAAAUAGAGUACUGAUGGGAAGGUGAUAUUGAUCCUCUUGCUUUUGUUUCUCACAUUACCUUAAUGUUAUUGUACUGCUUUAAAAGGGUUAUAUUCAAGUUUCAUCAUUCAUAUA